Hippocampus zosterae (dwarf seahorse) is the source of this 1177-nucleotide messenger RNA. RefSeq names its product L-seryl-tRNA(Sec) kinase (gene pstk). Lineage: Eukaryota; Metazoa; Chordata; Actinopteri; Syngnathiformes; Syngnathidae. Gene Ontology annotation, molecular function: kinase activity; tRNA binding. The transcript is spliced from 6 exons. The coding region runs from base 74 to 1147 and encodes 357 amino acids. The record is from RefSeq and is a predicted model, not a curated record.
GGGCUCAUGCGAAUGCGGAAGUAAGCCACACGGGGCAAACCUUGUGAACGGCUUCAAGUUUGUCCGCAGACGUAUGGCGGCCGCAAUGGAGCCCGAGCACGCGGACCGAGCUCGGGCCUGUCUGUGCGUCCUCUGCGGUCUUCCCGCUGCGGGGAAGUCGUCGCUGUCCCGCAGCGUCUGCCUCGCCGCGAGAAGGCGCGGCUGGAGAGCCGCCGUGGUGCAGUACGACGGGCUGAUCCCCGAGCAGGCUUUUCAAAACAGAGCUGCAGACGACGACGCUACGUCACAAGAAGCGCGCACAGAAUGGAAGAUCCACCGAACUGCAGUGUUGCGUUGCCUCGAGGAGUUCCUGGAGAAACGGGAAAUGCCGAUGGAGCGUCCGGGCGACGGCGGCAUCGACGUGCCCGCGUGGGAACGCUGCGCCCGCGCUCUACUGACGCCGCCUCUCGACCCCGCCCGGGCCGACGCGGCGCCGCUUUUGAUUCUGCUUGAUGACAACUUCUACUACCCGAGCAUGAGAUACGAGGUCUUCCGGCUGGCUCGCAAGUAUUCGCUGGGCUUUUGCCAGGUGUACGUGCAAUGCCGCUUGGAUCUGUGCAUGAGCCGGAAUGAGAGCCGGCCUCGUCCCGUCCCCGCCGAGGUGAUCGCGGAGAUGGCAAAGCGUCUGGAGCCUCCAAAUCCAACGAAAAACCCCUGGGAGGCAAAGAGCAUCGCGGUGGACACGGCAGACGAUUUGUUCGAGUGCGACAUUCAGAGGGUGAUGGAGUUGAUCUCCUGCGCGCUCGGCGACCCUUUGAGCCCAUUUGAGGACGACGUCGAACAAAAGGAGGCAGACCGCCAAAGAUGCGCCACAAGCGGGGUUCACCGGGCUGACCAGGCCUGUCGCCGUCUCAUCUCCGAGGCCAUGAAGAAAGCCAGAGAAACCGGUGUAUCCUCUCGACACAUGAGGUCCCUGGCCACUCAGCUUGGCGAAUCCAAAACGCGAGUCCUCCAAGAUCUGCGCAGAGACUUUGUUCAAGACCUGAACUUGACUCAGGGAGGGGACGACAUGGACGUGGAUCAUGUGGUGAAGACGGCGGUGAUGCGUUUUGACUGUGAAAAGCAAGAAAUACUCUUCAAAGUAGCCCAGCACCAUUCCAACUUUUAGCCGGUGAGUCUGUUAUUAAAAAAAAUAAAA